ACUGUCUCUUCGCGAACCCAGCACUCUCCGCCCAUAGGACAGGGAGCAGACAGGAAGCCGCACAACAGAAGAGUUCAAUUGCAAAAGCAGGGGAGAGAGAAGUGAAAAAAGAGAUUAAGGAUGGGCACAAUGUUCCGGGGGGAGGAGGUGUGCCUUGCGCAAUUAUUCUUGCAGUCUGGCUGUGAAUAUCAGUGUGUCAGUGAGCUUGGAGAACUUGGAGUGGUGGAGUUUAGAGAUCUAAAUCAGAAUGUUAACGCCUUUCAACGUCGCUAUGUAUCUGAGAUUAGACGGUGCGAGGAAAUGGAGACAACAUUUGGAUACCUUGAGCAGGAGAUACGCAAAGCAGGUAUGAAUGUGCCAGAGUCUACUCUGUCUCCGCCUGCUCCGUCACCCAGAGACGCACUGAAAAUACAAGAAGAAUCGGAGCAGUUGGCAAAGGAGUUGAGAGAGGUGUCUGGGAGCCGGCAAUCUUUAAGAGAACGGUUAAGAGAGUUGCGGGAAUAUGCUAAUAUUUUGCGAGAAAGCCAGAGAUUCACUGGACCGCUGCCAGAAUCAGAGACCUGGAGGGAGAGAGCUGAUACAGAUCCUCUGGUAGACCCUGCAGUAGCACACAGACAGGACCUGAGAGUGAGUUUCAUGGCUGGCGUCAUUCAUCCAUGGAGAAUGAACUCUUUUGAACGCUUAUUAUGGCGUGCCUGUCGCGGGUACCUGAUUGUUAAUUUUGUGGAGAUGUCAGAGCCCAUGGAAGACCUUGUGACGGGUGAGAGUGUAACUCAGAUAAUAUUCCUAAUUUCUUACUGGGGAGAAAGAAUCGGAGAGAAGAUAAAAAAGAUAGCAAACUGUUUUCACUGUCACAUUUAUCCUUAUGCUGAUGACGAGUCUUCUCGAAUGGAGACGCUUGCAGACCUCUUGGUUCAGAUCCAGGACAUGCAGAAGGUUUUGUCUCAGACGGAGGGUUACCUGUCACAGAUACUUAGUCGGGCCGUCUCUAGUUUACACAACUGGAGAGUCAGCGUGAGGAAGAUGAAGCAUAUUUAUCUCACGCUGAACCUGUGUAGUGUGCGGGAACGAUGCUUGAUUGGGGAGGUGUGGUGUCCCGUCGCUGACCUACCUAUUCUCCAGGCUGCCUUGGCUCGAGCUUCUGAAAACAGUGGAGGAGGUGGAGAAUCAUUCUGUCAUCAAAUCCCGUGUGCCAUCAGCCCUCCUACCUUGAUCCGCACAAAUAAAUUCACUUCAGGUUUCCAGGGCAUUGUUGAUGCCUAUGGGGUGGCUAGCUAUCAGGAGGUGAACCCAGCUCUCUACACAAUAAUAACCUUCCCGUUCCUUUUUGCUGUAAUGUUUGGCGAUGUGGGGCAUGGGCUCAUCAUGUUCCUAUUUGCUCUCUGGUUGGUUCUUGGAGAGGACAACCCAAAACUUAAACAUGCUGAGGGUGAGAUCUUUUCUAUGUGCUUUGGAGGACGUUACCUCAUACUUUUGAUGGGAGCAUUCUCUAUAUACACAGGCUUUGUGUACAAUGAGUGUUUUAGCCUUGCUACCACAAUAUUCCCUUCAGGCUGGAGCGUAGCUGCUAUGGCAGAUGUCAAAAACUGGACGGCACAUUCGUUGACAUCAUCUAUUCCAGCUCCUCUGGACCCCAACAUAACUGGUGUCUUCAUGGCUCCGUAUCCAUUUGGCAUUGAUCCGAUUUGGAGCCUUUCCUCAAACAGACUCACCUUCCUGAACUCUUUUAAAAUGAAGAUGUCUGUUAUUCUGGGUGUUAGCCACAUGGCAUUCGGAGUAUGUCUUGGAGUCUUUAACUUCAUUCACUUUAAACAGACGUACCGUAUCUUCCUUGUUUCCAUCCCUGAGCUGCUCUUCCUUCUGUGUCUGUUUGGGUAUCUGGUGUUUAUGGUGAUAUAUAAGUGGUUGGCUUGGACCGUGGUCAAUGCUGAAUUUGCUCCAAGCCUCCUCAUUCACUUCAUUGACAUGUUUCUGUUUACCAAGAAUGAUACAAACAGAGAUCUUUAUGAGGGACAGCAAAUUGUGCAAAUGGUCCUAGUGAUUGUUGCUGUGGUCUGCGUCCCAGUUCUUCUUCUUGGAGAUCCAAUUUGUCUCUUUAUUCAACACCGAAGGAAAAAACAGAAUCAACAGAUGGCCACGCAUACAGUAAAUGAUGAUGAGAGAAGUGCGUUAUUAGUGGAAGAGGCCCCGGAACAUGUAGAAAAAACAGAACAAAAUAAAGAGACUCAUGAUGAAGAAGAGUUUGAUGUGUCCGAGGUGUUCAUGCAUCAAAUGAUUCAUACCAUAGAGUACUGUUUGGGCUGCAUCUCCAAUACUGCAUCCUACCUACGGCUGUGGGCAUUGAGUCUGGCGCAUGCACAGCUGUCUGAGGUCCUGUGGCAUAUGGUGAUGAGAAUCGGCUUUUCAAACAUCAGCUUUGUUUGGAGCAUUGUGAUUGUUCCUGUCUUUGCGUUCUUUGCUGCUCUGACAGUCGCUAUACUCCUUGUCAUGGAGGGUCUCUCUGCAUUUUUACAUGCCCUCCGUCUGCACUGGGUUGAAUUCCAAAACAAGUUCUACAUUGGAGCAGGAUACUCGUUCACACCGUUCCGCUUCGAUACAAUCUAUUGAUCUUAAGCAGCAUGGAUUUCUUUUGCUGGCGGAGGCAGAAUAUACUACUGCUUAUGUACAAUUCUUAAAGUGAUGAAUCUUCGUUCAUGAUACUGCAAAAUAAAUUACUUUCAACUAUCGCUCUAUCACUGCUGUUCUGUAAGUGAAAGCCCCUAAUAAAUCUUCCCAUUUCCCACCAAA
This is a messenger RNA of Spea bombifrons (plains spadefoot toad), 2787 nucleotides long. RefSeq names its product T cell immune regulator 1, ATPase H+ transporting V0 subunit a3 (gene TCIRG1). Gene Ontology annotation, molecular function: ATPase binding; proton-transporting ATPase activity, rotational mechanism. Gene Ontology annotation, cellular component: vacuolar proton-transporting V-type ATPase, V0 domain; vacuolar proton-transporting V-type ATPase complex; plasma membrane. Bases 121 to 2607 code for a protein of 828 amino acids. The transcript has 20 exons. Gene Ontology annotation, biological process: proton transmembrane transport; vacuolar acidification. NCBI's taxonomy places the organism in Eukaryota, Metazoa, Chordata, Amphibia, Anura, Pelobatidae. The record is from RefSeq and is a predicted model, not a curated record.